AUGUCCCUAGUCUACAAUCUCGUGACGCAGCAAGAUGCCAGCAAUAAUAUACAAAUCGCCCAUAGCAUGAAGCAAGACUCUACACCCAUGAAUGCAAUCGCUGCUCUGACAAUGGUCUUCCUUCCAGGUACCUUUGCAGGCACGGUGGUUGGUGCAGGGGUUCUGGGGGUGCCAUCAGAGAAAUGGUAUGGCUAA
This is a messenger RNA of Penicillium hordei, 195 nucleotides long. RefSeq lists its product as uncharacterized. Lineage: Eukaryota; Fungi; Ascomycota; Eurotiomycetes; Eurotiales; Aspergillaceae. The coding region runs from base 1 to 195 and encodes 64 amino acids. The record is from RefSeq and is a predicted model, not a curated record. The transcript has a single exon.